Messenger RNA from Blepharisma stoltei, 2285 nucleotides. NCBI's taxonomy places the organism in Eukaryota, Ciliophora, Heterotrichea, Heterotrichida, Blepharismidae. The record is from the annotation of a GenBank genome assembly.
AUGCAGCCACUUGGCCGAGAAAAUCGAUUGGGCUUGAGAACGCUCCCAAUUUCAAAAUCCAACUCUCCUGCGUUACAUUUAGAAAAUAUCAAAAAAACACCAAAGGCAACUUAUAGACAUUAUAUCAAGUAUGACAAAACGAGUCCGUAGACAUUAAAAUGGUGGGAGAAACAGCCUCCCUCUUAAGGCCUGCUGCUUGAAAAAUCCUGGGAAUUUUUGGAAGGGAAGGGAGGAAGGCGUUCAGAUAUAUGCAUCUGGCCGGGUUAGCCAGCCACAUACUCGUGUCCAGAUCAACUUUUACCCUGAAGAGAGAUGGUUAGUGGGAGUUGGAAAGAAAACACCCAGAAAGGCCACAUAUAAUUGACCAAUGAGCAAUAUCAGGCAUUGCGUCUUGGGCUUCAAGCUCUAUUUUGGUCCAAAACUUGACUAGGAUUUUUUUUUCGAAUUUUCAGGAGGCAAACACCGUUGACGCACGGAAUGGUGAUCUAGCAUCCCUGGAUCAGGCAGUGAGUGUAAGACCUCGUCCAUGAGGAGCAGCAUUUAUUCAUUAAAUAUUAUAGAAACUCUCAGCCAGCAAAUUUCUGUUCAUGCAACAUAAUGAGAAUCCACGCUAAACGAAUCCUAUGUACAGUGCUUUUACAACAAGAACAUUAGGUCUUACAAAGCGUUCAGAGACUUCCGAGAGCUUAAAUCGAUUUCCGAUUUUUCAUUACCCUCGACGAUCCAUAGCUUUUGAAAAUAAUUACCUACCUCCAAAUCUGGAGCUUAAAAAAAGGCAAAUUGUGAUUGGGAAUUAAGCUUGAUUAUGCUGAUUCUAGCAUUAAUCAAAUGCAAAAAUUAUUUCUUUGAAUUCUUAAUCAUUAUAUUAGCUAUAAUGCGAGAAAUUAAAUAAGCCCAGUAUAUUUAAAUCUAGUUAAUAAAGAAAGAAGACUAAAAACAGCUAACAUACUUGAUGCUAGGCAAAAGCAUGCAGAGCCUACUACUGAGAAAAAAGAUAGCUUUAAUGAGAGGUAUUCAAUGAAAAAACAUAGAUUCACUCAUGCUUUACUAGGAGAUGUCCAGCUUCCUCGUACAUAUUAUGAUAUUUCAAAUGAAGAUUUUGAUGAGCCUAUAAUAUCUAGAUGCGCUACAGAACCAGUACCGCUAUUAGAGCCUCAAUCUUCUUUAAGAAGUCCAAAAAUAGAAAAGCUUCUAGAAACCUCUAAAUUUGAGCUAAGAGCCAAAGCUUUGACAUGUAUAAAACACCUAAACCAGCUUAAGCUCUCAUAUUAUGACUUCAUCAGCCUUGACAAGCUUGUUCCAAAAAAUCCUCAUUAUCCCUUAUACAUUUAUUAGAUUAAAGAAAAGCUCUUGGUGGGUUGAAGAUCCUUAUUCUCUUCCAUAACACUCCACUGUCUGCUUCGCCGGCAAUUGUAGCAUGUUCUUCAAAGCCUUGCUCCAGCCAGCACAUGCUACCUAGCAGUCUGAAAGUUUGAGUCACCACACCAUGCAUCAUCAACAGGGCCGCCACCAUUUAAAUUCAAAAAGGGUUGAAUUUAUGGUCGACCCUCGGCAAAAAUAAAAAUUCUUAGCCCAAGGAUUCAUGCUGUGCAAUAGUCACGAUUGGUCAAGACAACAGCCAUUGACACUAGUGGGAAACCUCUUUCCAGCUUCCUAUGGUAAGAACUUGGUAUUGGACAAAGCCUGCGGACGGCCGAUCUGACAUUGCGCUUCGCAAAAUCAGGAAAAACCUAGCUGGAUACACAUAUCGAACUCCAGCAUCCCUUACUCAAGGUCUCCGCACCUUUCAGAUGUCGGCUAGAGGAGAUAAGAGGAUGGAUUGAUUCGCCGCCCUAUUUUAAUAUAUGCCCUCUUAUCCCAAAAGUGAAGAAUUCAUAAUGUUUUGCAAAUUAGGACUAGAUGAAGAAGUCAAAAAAUUUUUGGUCGCGAAUAGAUGGCUUGCACUUGCUUUUGAUACAGCUGGACAAACUGGGCUUCAUUGGGCAGCUAAAAGAAACUAUGUAAGUAUUAUAACUCUUCUGCUAGAUUAUGGAACAUUUAUUGAUGCAAAAGAUCAUGUAAUAUUUAUUUAGUCCGGAAUUACUCCACUAUAUAUUGCUAUCAAAAACGAUCACUUAGAAGCUGCUCAGCUAUUGGUAGUAAGACAGGCAAAUUUAUUAAUAAAAACAAAAGCUGGGAGUACUUAUGAUUCAAUUGCUGCUUCGAAAGCAAUGAAGGGCUUACUCUUGAGAGCAAAAAUGAAUUAUUACACAAAGCCUUUUAAGCUGUCAAAAAAUCAUAACUAA